Molecule: messenger RNA, 2519 nt
Organism: Anopheles coustani
Lineage: Eukaryota; Metazoa; Arthropoda; Insecta; Diptera; Culicidae
Gene: Nhe3
Product: sodium/hydrogen exchanger 7
Exons: 14
Coding region: 165-2351 (728 amino acids)
Biological process (GO): proton transmembrane transport; regulation of pH; sodium ion transport
Cellular component (GO): recycling endosome; membrane
Molecular function (GO): sodium:proton antiporter activity
Source: RefSeq, a predicted model, not a curated record
UUGAGGGUUUUUUUCCCAUCGUAGUAGAUUUCAGAUACACAAAGUGAUAACCCUCGGACUAACAGGUGCUCCGCGAGGAGUGAACAAAGUGCAGCACCUCGGUAGUACGUGCCGACGUCGUGGGAGUCGUCAUUCCGAUCCCGAGACGAAUCUAGUGCGUAGAAAUGAGCAAGUGGCGGGUAAAGUUGCAGAAUCGGCCGCGAUAUCGGUUCCUUCCCGUGGUGGUGCUGUUGCUGCUAGCCCAAUGGUGCCUCCUGGAUGCAGUCGUGACAGGCGAAUCGACCGACAUCGAGCUCGAUGCUAAAGCGAACAAGAUUCAUCAAAUAGAUUCCCUGAAUCUAUUACUUUACACCUGCCUGCUAACGCUGACGGUGCUAACAAUCUGGUUGUUCAAACAUCGUCGAGUUUCCUGGCUGCACGAAACGGGCCUGGCCGUUAUUUAUGGUCUUAUUGUUGGUGCCAUCAUACGGUAUGCCGGAACUACUACUCCAAUCAUACAUGUGUCUGUCGAGGCGGAACCGGAUGCUAAGUUCAAUCAGAGCCUUCCACCGGACACACUAUGGUUGAAGUUCCCGGGAAACCUGCCCCAUGGCUCCGACCAGCCGGUGAAGGCGAACAAAACCUACACGUACAGUUUCCGCGGCGAACUGGGCAAUGUGGAGGAGAACGAAAUCGACCUGAAGGCGACUUUCGAUCCGGAAGUAUUUUUCAACAUUAUUCUCCCACCGAUAAUCUUCCACGCCGGGUACAGUUUGAAAAGGAAAUACUUCUUUCGAAAUCUUGGCGCUAUCUUGAUGUUUGCCAUCAUUGGUACAACGCUGUCGGCCUUCUUGAUCGGAGCACUGAUGUACGGGUUCGUGCAGCUGAUGCCAAAACUGAAAUCGAGCUUCACCUUUCUGGACACGCUGUACUUUGGGGCACUUAUUUCUCCCACGGAUCCGCUAACGAUUCUGGCUAUCUUUAGCGACAAGCACGUGGACGUUAAUUUAUACGCUUUGGUGUUCGGUGAGAGUGUUCUGAACGACGCAGUUGCCAUCGUUCUUAGCGGCGCAAUUCAAAACUACGGUGAACACUACUCAAGCAACGGGGAGUUCGAAGGGCAUGCGUUUUUGCGUUCGCUGGGAGACUUUUUCAGCGUAUUUGCCUUCUCCCUGCUGAUCGGUGCAUCGAUGGGUUCUGUGACGGCAAUGAUGACCAAAUUCACUCGGAUACGAGACUUCCCGCUGCUCGAGUCGGCCCUUUUCGUGCUGAUGUCGUACAGUACGUUUUUGAUAGCGGAAGCAUCGGAAUUAACGGGAGUGGUCGCGGUACUGUUUUGCGGUAUUUGUCAGGCUCAUUACACGUACAACAAUCUGUCGGACGAUUCGCGGACACGAACGAAGCAAAUUUUCGAACUACUCAACUUCCUUGCGGAGAACUUUAUCUUUUCGUACAUCGGCGUGUCCAUGUUUACGUUCCCGAAGCAUCACUUCGAUCCGCUGUUCAUUUUUACCGGAUUUAUGUGUGCGGCCAUCGGACGUGCGGUGAAUAUUUAUCCUCUUUCGGCACUGCUGAACAUUGCUAGAAAACCAAAGAUAUCGUGGAACUUCCAGCAUAUGCUGUUCUUCGCUGGUCUGAGAGGCGCUAUGUCGUUCGCUCUUGCCAUUAGAAACACCGUGUCCGAUGCGCGACAAGCCAUGUUAACGACCACAUCGUUAAUCGUCAUUACUACGGUCAUCAUUCAGGGUGGUGCAUCCAAUUUUCUACUCAACUGGCUGCACAUUCCCGUUGGAGUUGACGACGAAACAGAAGCCCUGCCCUACCAAGGCGUACGUAGCGUGUACAACUCGAUGGAGAACACAGCCGGGUCGAUCGACGUCGGUUUAAAUCUAAGUCAACUGCAAGUGAAUAGGCGAAGCUCUUUGGACUUGGAUAAUCCAGACAGUGAAGGUGCGACUACACCCGGAGGAACCCGCAGAGGCCACGAAAAGGCCGUUCUAGCAAGAUUGUGGGGCAAUUUUGAUUCGAGAUACAUGAAACCACUGCUAACGCACUCGCGGCCAACCUUACUCGAGACGCUGCCGGUUUGUUUGAGUCCCUUGGCCCGGCUGCUAACGACCACCGAGCAAUUAACUCAGGAUGGCCCGACAAGACGGCCCGAUUCGGACUCUGAUCUGUGCAUCGAUGAUGACGAUCGGAUUUCACGUGGCGGACCCACCGAGGGCGCCAGCGUACGGAGAAACUCCAUCAAUCGCUUAGAAAUUAUGGACGAUAGCAACGUCCACGCUACGUUUCACGCGUCUACCGCAAACAUCGCCAACCGGAUCAUACAGCAGGGACGGAGAGCAAGUGGUAAAAUAUUCCACUUUUAACCGAAUCCAACAAGAUCGCGAAGCUCGAAAAUCAUGCCCCUCGUUCACAACGAAAUCAGUGCGGAUCGGAGUGAAAACACAUAAUCUCAUCUUCUGCCGUCGUCAUCGCUCUCAGUGGAGAUUCUCGUUCUAGUUACGCUUGUACUAUUUCAAUAAUUAGUUGUGUGU